AUGAACCCAAAGUAUGCAUCCGGGGGUCUAGAAGGCUUCUUCUUAGCCAACAUCCCGCUACAGCCAGGAAUGACCACUUCUCCUAAUCUGUCAUUUGGAAGGAUAUUUUAUUCCAACAGCAGCAUUUUUCACCCGGCCACAUUUUUCCUCAUUGGAAUCCCAGGUCUCGAAGAGGUCCAUGUCUGGAUCUCCCUUCCUUUCUGCUCUGCUUACCUUGUGGCUUUACUGGGCAAUGCCACAAUUCUGCUCGUCAUCAAGACGGAACACAUGCUCCGGGAACCCAUGUUCUACUUUCUAGCCAUCCUUUCAACAAUUGAUCUGGCCCUUUCUACAACCUCUGUGCCCCGCAUGCUGGGUAUCUUCUGGUUUAAUGCUCAUGAGAUUAACUUUGGAGCUUGUGUGGCCCAGAUGUUUUUGAUCCAUGCCUUCACUGGCAUGGAGGCUGUGGUCCUGGUGGCCAUGGCCUUUGACCGUUAUGUGGCGAUCUGUGCUCCACUCCACUACACGACCAUCUUGACAUCCCGUGUGCUGAUGGGAAUCAGUUUAUACAUUGUAAUUUUCCCAGUCUUUCUUACACUUCCCAUGAUCUAUCUCAUCUACCGUCUACCCUUUUGUCAGGCUCAUAUAAUAGCUCAUUCCUACUGUGAGCACAUGGGCAUUGCAAAAUUGUCCUGUGGAAACAUCCGUAUCAAUGCUAUCUAUGGGCUCUUUGUAGUUUCUGUCUUUCUUCUGAUCCUAGUCCUUAUUGGCAUCUCCUACGUUUACAUUCUCCGUGCUGUCUUCCACCUCCCAUCACAAGAUGCACGGCUAAAAGCCCUAAGCACAUGUGGCUCCCAUGUUGCAGUCCUCUGUGUUUUUUACAUCCCCUCAGUCUUCUCUUUCCUCACUCACCGCUUUGGACACAACAUACCCCACUAUGUUCACAUUCUGGUUGCCAACCUCUAUUUGGUUAUCCCACCCUCACUUAACCCCAUCAUUUAUGGUGUGAGGACCAAACAGAUUCGAGAACGAGUGCUCUGUGCCUUAACUAAAAAAUAG
Equus quagga is the source of this 1038-nucleotide messenger RNA. Its product is annotated as olfactory receptor 52J3-like. Bases 1 to 1038 code for a protein of 345 amino acids. Gene Ontology annotation, biological process: G protein-coupled receptor signaling pathway. Gene Ontology annotation, molecular function: olfactory receptor activity; G protein-coupled receptor activity. NCBI's taxonomy places the organism in Eukaryota, Metazoa, Chordata, Mammalia, Perissodactyla, Equidae. The transcript has 2 exons. The record is from RefSeq and is a predicted model, not a curated record. Gene Ontology annotation, cellular component: membrane.